This is a messenger RNA of Betta splendens (Siamese fighting fish), 4180 nucleotides long. RefSeq names its product ariadne homolog 2 (Drosophila) (gene arih2). The record is from RefSeq and is a predicted model, not a curated record. Gene Ontology annotation, biological process: ubiquitin-dependent protein catabolic process; protein polyubiquitination; positive regulation of proteasomal ubiquitin-dependent protein catabolic process. Gene Ontology annotation, cellular component: ubiquitin ligase complex; cytoplasm. Gene Ontology annotation, molecular function: zinc ion binding; ubiquitin protein ligase activity; ubiquitin conjugating enzyme binding. NCBI's taxonomy places the organism in Eukaryota, Metazoa, Chordata, Actinopteri, Anabantiformes, Osphronemidae. The transcript has 15 exons. The coding region runs from base 1236 to 2768 and encodes 510 amino acids.
UCUGUUGAAUCCGGAGCUCCGCUGGGCCUUGUUUACAUCGCCAUCCCCGGACUAAAGUGUGCGCGAGAGGCGGGGGCGCAGCGGGAGGGAGCGACCCUGGAGACACUAGCUUGGGCAGUUCCUGUGUCACAAUAUCUGAUUUUUUUUUCUCGAGAACUUGUGCAACUUUAUUUAGAUGAGACCUCGCAGUUCAACUCGCCCCACUGCGCGGUAGUACGUGCUGUCAGCGUUACUUCGCUGCCGUAGCCAGCUGCCUGGACGUUAGCCAGAUGGCUAAUCCGGCUAACCUGCCCUGGGAGCGCUUCACGCCGAGCCCGCUUGCCGUUUCGGUGCCGGAGUGCGGCCAAAACCCGCGACGUCCGGCGGCGGCCAAGUGGGCUUCGGCGUUGCUUAACAUUUCCCGCAACCCCUCACUUCCCUCCCCUCAAAGGCGUGUUCUUAAACCCUGCUGAGUCGCUGUGAUACAUUAGCCUAGCGAGAUGUGUGUCACCCACUUUUCUGCCUAUUUUUAGAAGGCAGCGAGCGGAAUGCUCCCAGUCGUCUGUCGCUGCGCUGGCACCGGCCGGCCGGGCGGCUGGCAGGCUUCCCCGCCGAGCCUAGUGCGCGUCCAGGUGGAUAUUUGCAAAGUCACAUUUGAAUCCCGGUGCCAGCACACGGGGCCACGCAGGGCCUCUGUUCGUCACAGGUUCCUUUUCAAAGUUCUGACUUUGUUUAACUUCUGGUGAGGUGACACGUUUCGCCCUCCUUUCGCGUUGGAGGAAACGAUUUAUGUUCAGUGAUAAAAAAAAACUCAAAUUGGUGAACAGGAUACUCGACCAGGGCUUGGAUUUCCACGACAACUCCGGAGAGUUGAAUUUUUCUACAAUCUACGUUGAAAAACGGAAUAUCCCUGCUUUUCCAAACAGAUGGGAGGUCUAGGGAUCUGGACAAUCCUUUGUCCGGCGGCCGUCUUCUUUUUUGUGCCUAAGAUCAUCCUGUAACCAGCUUUCCAAAUGAGUGACGGGGAGUGUGACUUCUUCUGCUUCUUCCGCUGCUGCUGAGUGCGCUCCGUACGCGCCUCAGACCUACAGGAAGGCGGGGUGUGUCUGAGCAGCGCCGCCAGCGGGUGGACAGGGGUGGACCAGGAUAAAGGGAGAGGUGGCGCUUCAAACGAACCAUUUCAGCCAAUCAGACCACUAGGAUCCGACAGGUAGGCGAGCUGUCUACCUGUCUGGGUGACUGAUUAGAUCGACUGGAUGUCUGUGGACAUGAACAGCCAGGCAUCGGACAGCAACGAGGAAGACUUCGGGGUGAACUCUGAAGAGGAGGAUGAGGACGACGCAGGAGAGGAGGAGGACCCAGGAGACAUUGCGGCUUACUACGAGGGUGUAGCCAGCGACGUAGAGCAACAGAGUGCAGACUCCUUUGACCCUGAGGAGUAUCUUUUCACUUGUAUGACCUACAAGGAGAGUCAGAUAAUGCUAUUGGAGCAGGUUAACACUGUGGCUGCUGCACUGAAGGUUUUACCAGCAGUAGCAAAACUGAUCCUGGUGCAUUUUCACUGGCAGGUUUCACAAAUACUGGACAGAUAUAAGUCCAACUCGUCUCUGGUGUUGUCAGACGCUCUGGUCCAGCCGAGCACCACGUGCAGAUCAGUCACUGCCCCUCAGUCCCUCCAGUGUGGCGUGUGUCUACAGGUCGUACGGAGAGACUCCCUGCUGACACUGCCCUGUCAGCACUUCUUCUGCAAAACAUGCUGGGAACAGCACUGCACUGUACUGGUCAAAGAUGGCAUGGGAGUGGGCAUCUCCUGUAUGGCUCAAGACUGUUCCCUGCAAAUACCAGAAGAUGUUAUCCUGCCGCUGCUGCCUGGAGAGGAGCUGAAGGACAAAUAUAGACGCUACCUCUUCAGAGACCAUGUCGAGAGUCACUUCCAAUUGCAGUUGUGUCCAGGUGCAGACUGUCCCAUUGUCAUCAAGGUACAGGAGCCUCGGGCGCGCAGGGUACAGUGUAGCCGCUGCAGUGAAGUCUUCUGUUUUAAAUGUCGUCAGAUGUACCACGCACCCACUGACUGUGCAACAAUCCGUAAGUGGCUGACCAAAUGUGCAGACGACUCGGAGACGGCCAACUACAUCAGCGCACACACUAAAGAUUGUCCUAAGUGCAAUAUCUGCAUUGAAAAGAAUGGAGGAUGCAAUCACAUGCAAUGCUCCAAGUGUAAACAUGAUUUCUGCUGGAUGUGUCUUGGCGACUGGAAGACCCACGGCAGUGAAUACUACGAGUGUAGCCGUUAUAAAGAAAAUCCUGAUAUAGUCAACCAGAGCCAGCAGGCUCAAGCCAGAGAGGCCCUAAAGAAAUACCUCUUCUACUUUGAGAGGUGGGAGAAUCACAACAAGUCGCUGCAGCUGGAGGCUCAGACGUAUCAGAGAAUUCAAGAAAAGAUCCAGGAGAGAGUGAUGAACAACCUGGGAACCUGGAUUGACUGGCAGUACCUGCAUAAUGCUGCAAAGCUACUGGCUAAGUGUCGCUACACACUGCAGUAUACGUACCCUUAUGCCUAUUACAUGGAGUCCGGUCCACGCAAGAAACUGUUUGAGUACCAGCAGGCCCAGCUGGAAGCAGAGAUAGAAAACCUGUCGUGGAAGGUGGAGCGGGCCGACAGCUAUGAGAGAGGAGUGGUGGGAGGCGAGGGGGAGCUUAGCAACAGUGACAGAGGGGAUUUGGAGAACCAGAUGCACAUUGCUGAGCAGAGGAGACGCACGCUACUGAAGGAUUUCCACGACACCUGAGGCUUCACUGCGACCGCCUCUUCUUCCUUCCUUCCUGGUCUACCUACCUUGGCUUUCUUCCAUGAUCACCCUUUGAUGCAGUCAUACUUAUCCCGUCUUUUACCUCUCUCCACUCCCUCGUUUGCUUCCUUCCUUUGGUCGUUCCCUCCCCUCUUCUAUAUUGCUGCAGGGUCACAGAAUGGCACGAUUGUAUCUGCCCUUCCUCUUCUCAUCUUUCACCUCAUUUACAUAUCUUGGAUUUAUAGCAUCACAUGCACUGUGGUUACACAUGUUCCAGUAUUUUAGACACAACAAUGAAGGGUGAAUUUUGAGCUCAUGCUAAUGCGAACAGAGUCACGACUGUUAUUUUCCAGCUUCAUUUCUGUGAUUGUGGGAGAGAAAAGCUGUACUGAAGAUGGAGAAGCUUUGGUUGAGCAGUGGUAAAAGCAUCUUUUUUGUGUGGAUCUGUAUUUAGUGGUUUCUACGUGGACCUUAAUGACCAGCAGGCACUUGUUGGUAGUAUUUGGUUACCAUAGCACCUAACUGAUUUGUUUAAACACAUGUAUAGUUUUCCACACCUACUCAUUUAGGCUUCCUUUCCACAGCUGCUAAAGGCUUAUAGAAAUAAUUGAAGUUGUAGCCUGUCACUGUCACAACCAGGACAGUUAGGACUUGAAAAGCCAAUGAACAAUUCUUUGUGGAGGUGUUUGAUGUGAGUGUGGUGUGUUUGGUGUGGAAACCUGCAGACCUUAUAGUCCCAUACUCCUCUUAAAAACAGUAUUUUCCUAAAUAUGAUGCAUGAUCAUUUACUGCUUAAAGAAUAGAAUGACUGUUUAUUUAGUUGACUACAUUUUUACAUUUUGUUGCUGGUGUUUCACCAAAAGCAAACCUUUCACAUUCUUUUUUUUAAAUCAUGCCAACCUAGGAGCCUCUACUACCAUCAAAGGGAUGCUAGUCAUGAGGUGUAAAGUAGGUCUACUGGAUAACUGUCACAUUUCUGUCUCUCGGUUUGUGCUCAGCUAGUUCAGAUACAACUAAGUGUCAGCCACCUCCAUAUAAUUGUCCCCACCACUGAUCAGAUGGGAGGAAAAGGUUGUUUUGAAGAAGCAAGUGUAACCUCAGUGAUUCAUGCUACACCACCCACUGACAUGGCAUGCACAGCGACACUCAUACUCAAAACACUCCUCUGCAGAAAAUAAACAUUAACUGUUAAUUUGUCUCCUUUCCCUAUCUCAUUCAUUGCAUUCAUCCCCUCACUUUAUUUUGUUCCUCAUUACCUUUUGAUCCUGCUCACAUUGUUCACUUUUCUCCUGGAAAAUGGCUGUUGAUCGUUUAAAAAAAAAAAAAAGAAAACAGAAAAAAAAAAUGCUGUAAUUUUCAACGGUUGUACAUUAAUACAGAAAUAGAGUUACUGAAGAGUUUUUAAACCCGGA